AUGGCUAAAGCGUUAGUAGAAAAAGCAUCUAAGUUAUCUAAACCUGAUAAUUCGUCUGUUAGAGCCUGUGCAUAUUAUGGAGAUAUAGAUGAAAAACAGCGACAAAAAGACUUUUUUGAUAUUAAUGUUAUAGGCCACUUUGAUAUAGUCAUAGCUAUUACAAAUAUUGCCACCCCAGUUCAUAAAAAUUCUAAUGAACUUUUUCGUCCACCAGGCUGUGAAAAUAUUCGAGCAGAACUAGCAAAUGCUCGGCCUAAUAAUUUACCUACAUCAAUAAAGGGUCACUGUGAAUGGGAUAGCAACGCCAUUUCUUAUAAAAUUGAUGAAUCUCCUGCUGUAAUAACAUUCAUUGAAGUUGAGCAUCAUAAACGCCUUUUUGCAAGAUAUUUUAUUGAGAAACUUUGCAGUCUUAUAGCCAGUACUGGUGCUUCUCUCCAACUAAUAAAAAUGGAUGAGAGCCGAGAAGUUAUAGGAAAUCGCAAAAAAGUCCGCAAUGAGGUUAGGGUUGAAACACUAGUUAUUAAGGAAACAGAUUUUGAUGCGGUUGCUACUUCCCGGAAUCUUGAUCCUGAAGAAGCUGAAAAUCUUAAGUUUGACCAAGAGCGCUCUAUCCCAGAUACUAUGGCACAAACAUUUCUAUAUCAAGGCUAUAAUGAAAAAAGUGCAAUGAAAGGGUUAGAGGCCAAAGAUAUUGCGCAAUGGGAAGAUACCUAUUAUAAAGCUGGAUAUAAUUCUGAGAAAUCAGUAGCGGAGGACUUGCACAAAUCAUAUUCAGCUAAUCAUUGA
Molecule: messenger RNA, 786 nt
Organism: Funneliformis geosporum
Lineage: Eukaryota; Fungi; Glomeromycota; Glomeromycetes; Glomerales; Glomeraceae
Source: the annotation of a GenBank genome assembly